GCGCGCCGUACGGCUGUGACGGGACCGGCUGCGCUAGCAGUGCUUGGUCCAGAACGAGCCAGGCCUUAGGAAGACGUGUCCUAAAAGAAAAGACGGUCUUCUUGUAACUGAAGUCAUAAAUAACACCGUUGUGCUGAAGAUAAGCUACAUCCAAGAAAUCUUAUCCCAGAACUUUGUAGGCUGUUCUAUGGUUUAGGCUGGGUAACGGGAACUGGUGGAGGAAUCAGCCUGAAACAUGGGAAUGAAAUCUAUAUUGCUCCUUCAGGAGUCCAGAAGGAAAGAAUACAGCCAGAAGAUAUGUUUGUUUGUGACAUGAACGAGCAGGACAUCAGUGGUCCCCCAGCACACAAGAAACUAAAGAAAAGCCAGUGCACACCUCUUUUUAUGAAUGCCUACACUAUGAGAGGAGCAGGUGCAGUGAUACAUACUCAUUCCAAGGCUGCUGUUAUGGCUACCCUUCUUUACCCAGGGAGUGAGUUCACUAUUACCCAUCAGGAGAUGAUAAAAGGAAUCCAGAAGUGUUCUUCAGGAGGCUAUUACCGAUAUGAUGACACACUGGUGGUUCCCAUUAUUGAGAAUACACCAGAAGAGAAGGAUCUCAAGGAAAGAAUGGCAAAAGCAAUGGAAGAAUACCCAGAUUCCUGUGCUGUUUUGGUCAGACGUCAUGGAGUUUAUGUAUGGGGAGAAACAUGGGAAAAAGCCAAAACAAUGUGUGAAUGUUACGACUACCUAUUUGAUAUUGCAGUGCAGAUGAAGCAGCAUGGGCUAGAUCCUUCAAAACAUCCAGCAGGAGAAAAUGGGAUCUUGUGAAUGACAGCAAUAUUCAGAUUUUCUUCUUAAGUGAUCAUGGGAGUUCCAGUUUCCACCUCGCACUGUUGUAGCCAGAAGGGGGUGCUCUUGUAUUCAGCUGAACUGACAGAUGUUGGCAGCCAAUUUUGACCAGAGGUAUUAAAGAAGAAAAAGAGUUAAAACAAAGAGAUCCUGCACAAUCAUUGCUGUUUAUGAGUACUGGCAAAAGCUACUUUAGGAGGAAUGAAAAUUCACAUUCAAAGAGCUGCAGAGAAUUAAUGUGCCAUAUUGCUUGCGUGAUUUAAAAAUUAGUAUUGUAACAAAUUUGCAUUUGCUGAUACUGCUCUACUGCUGCAUCGUUUGACUUGUUCUAGAUCUCAGUUUCUGAAAGAUAAAGCAGUCCUUAUUCAUUGGAAGGAUAUGAGGACCUCCCCUUAAUUAAAAGUUAUGUUUAAAAUGAUUGCUUAAACUACUGAUUAAUUUAUGCUACAUUAAUUUCUGUGAAAUUAAGCCUGUAGCAUAUGCAUUUUUAAGUCAUAUUUUAAUUGUUAUUCUGUGUAGGAAAAUCACAUAAUUUUAUAGCAUGCAUUUGGAAGUUGUUCCCUAGACAUUCCUCCAGGUCUUAGAGGAGGAAUUUUUACCUCUUUAAAUUCAGUCACUUUCAAUGCAAUUGUUUAAAACAGUUUUUUUAUGAACUGCUAUAAGCCAAACUCAUAUCAGUUUCCUCAAACAGCUCAUUAAAAUUUAGUUUUAUAUGUU
Molecule: messenger RNA, 1548 nt
Organism: Meleagris gallopavo (turkey)
Lineage: Eukaryota; Metazoa; Chordata; Aves; Galliformes; Phasianidae
Source: RefSeq, a predicted model, not a curated record